This is a messenger RNA of Pogona vitticeps (central bearded dragon), 1538 nucleotides long. The record is from RefSeq and is a predicted model, not a curated record. Lineage: Eukaryota; Metazoa; Chordata; Lepidosauria; Squamata; Agamidae.
AUGGAAGGUGGCAAAGAAUCUUGGGUCCUCACGGCAGGCAGAGUGGACCCUUCAGCAACAAAAUAUAACAGUGCUGAAAAUACUCCUGCACAAACAGCCUGUGGCCGACCCAAAGUGCACUCCCCUCGGAUCGUUGGAGGCCGAAAGGCUGAAGAAGGGGAAUGGCCCUGGCAAGUCAGCAUCCGAGAAAACAGGCUACAUGUGUGUGGUGGGAGCCUCAUCUCAUCCCAGUGGGUGCUGACAGCUGCUCAUUGCUUUGAUGGACCGCUGAAUCCAUUUCUGUACCGAGUGCACCUGGGAGAAUACGAGCUUCCCAGACCUGCAAAGACCAUGAUCUCCUCUGCCAUCAACCGGAUUAUCGUGUACCCACAUUAUGCUGGAGAUGGACUCAGUGGCGACAUUGCACUGGUUCAGCUGAAGGAGCCGGUCAAUUUCUCCCGAACCAUUAUGCCCGUCUGCCUACCCAGUAUUUCAGAUCCAGAACCCUUCCCUGCUGGGAAGUCGUGUUGGGUCACAGGGUGGGGCAACCUCUACCCAGAUGCUCCCUUCCUCACUAGGACCCUACAGGAGCUGGAGGUGCCGAUCAUAGGUGUAGAUGAGUGUGACCGAAUGUAUCACAAUGACUCCGAUUCUGACAGUGAGACUGAGACUGUACCCAAAGGCUACAGGCUGAUUUAUGAGGACAUGAUCUGUGCUGGGUUUCCAGAAGGAAAGAAGGACUCCUGCCAGGGUGACUCUGGGGGACCUCUAGCCUGCAAAAAAAAUGACACUUGGUUUCUGGCUGGAGUGGUCAGCUUUGGGUUGAGCUGUUCGGAGCCGAACCGACCCGGAGUCUAUACCCGAGUCACCUCCUACAUGGAUUGGAUUCAGCACACCAUUGUGAAGAAUACAGACUCUAGUGGCAACACACAUCUUUCAAAUGCAAAUUCUAGCAGCCUCUUGGUUUUGCUCCUUCUUGUGGGUGCUUUGCCCAUUUGGGCCCUUUAGCGUGACUGAUCUGAAACUGGCUAAAAGCAAGAUUAAAAUGAAAGUUCUGUAUCACAUUUAUUGCAUAGUAUUAUAUCCCUCCUAAAUUCUAGUGAUGCCUGCAAACACACAAAUGUGUUUGAUAUGAUGGAACGUAUAGAAUCAUAGAAUAAUUGAAUUGGAAGGGGCCUAUAAGGCCAUCGAGUCCAAACCCCUGCUCAAUGCAAGAAUCCAAGUCAAAGCAGAUCUGACAGCUGGUUGUCCAAUUUUCUCUCUUAUGCCUGUACUUAAGGACACAACCUGCUAUGGGUUUAUCUUGGUAACUAUGAUAGUUUCUCUAGUAAUUUAAUUUCAACUGAAAUGCAAGCUAAGUAUUUUUUUAUACUGAAAUAAAUGUUUUGAAAAAGAAGAAAACUAUGGACAGGAUCCGGUUGUAGAUAUCUGGUGCUGGAACAGAAGAAUCCGUCUCUUCUCCAUUUCAGGUGAUACCAAAACCAGCUCUGGAAGACUGCAAACUCUACCAGACAUAUUUGUUUGGCUAUACAAAGAGCUGCAGACGGAAUGGGAAGGGC